Brugia malayi is the source of this 285-nucleotide messenger RNA. RefSeq names its product Zinc finger, C2H2 type family protein. Bases 1 to 285 code for a protein of 94 amino acids. The record is from RefSeq and is a predicted model, not a curated record. Lineage: Eukaryota; Metazoa; Nematoda; Chromadorea; Rhabditida; Onchocercidae. The transcript is spliced from 2 exons.
AUGGACCGGAUCGAACAGUCGUCAUCAGUAACGGAUGAUGCAAAACGUGGAAGUGGUGCAUGCAUGCUGCAGAAACUCGAUCACUCAUUAACUCAAAUUAUCGGAUUAACUGCUCCGGCAAAUUGCUCUUCAUUGACGAGUGUCAUGCUCGACCGAACGGAUGGCUUGGAUUGGCGAGGAGUGAUGACGAGAUUCGUAAGAGAUAUUCGGGAAAUAAUGGAGAAGUGGGAGGUAGAGAGAGUCACAGCGAUGGAAGAUCUACCUGCUGCUGCUAAUAGCAGGUAG